Ceratina calcarata is the source of this 1747-nucleotide messenger RNA. RefSeq names its product flavin-containing monooxygenase FMO GS-OX-like 7. Gene Ontology annotation, molecular function: flavin adenine dinucleotide binding; N,N-dimethylaniline monooxygenase activity; NADP binding. The transcript has 7 exons. NCBI's taxonomy places the organism in Eukaryota, Metazoa, Arthropoda, Insecta, Hymenoptera, Apidae. Bases 232 to 1515 code for a protein of 427 amino acids. The record is from RefSeq and is a predicted model, not a curated record.
GUUGCGACGCAACGUUAUCGCGAUAAGACCAUUGCGGUUUCAUAUUUUUUCCGCGUUUUCAUUUCCUUCCUGCUGUUUUGAAAUUUUUCUGGGCGACAUAAAAGUGACGGAAGAAAUCGGAAAGACAAAUUCGUCGGAGAAGAGCGAAACUUGACACCUCUUGGAACAGUGUUACACAUUUAAAUUUACGUACAUAGUAAAGUGUGCGACUGGUUACGUGCAAUUCUGCGAAUGGCCGAGUCGUCGCAACGCAAAAAGGUAUGCGUGAUAGGAGCUGGCGCAGCCGGCUUGUGCGCUGCCAGACACUUGGCACCCAAUUCGAAAUUCGAGUUUCAAGUUUACGAGCAGACGAGCGAGAUCGGAGGCACAUGGGUUUAUAAAGAGGCAACAGGGAUCGACGAAAACGGCUUGCCCGUUCACUCGAGCAUGUACCGAGACUUAAGAACCAAUUUGCCAGCGAAAAUUAUGAAUUUCCCUGAUUAUCUGGAGAUGAACGCCGUGGAACCUUGUUGCGUGUCGCAUCAGGAGGUUCGAAGUUAUUUACAAAAAUACGCGGAGCAUUUUGAUCUGCUUAGACACAUUCAGUUCGGUAAAAGAGUAGAGUCCGUUCGAUUAGAAAUUUCACCCGAUGGUGCAGAGAAAUGGAUGGUGCGUAUAAAAGUGGUUAAAACGAAGCGCGAGGAAGAGGCUACUUUCGACGCUAUAAUGAUCUGUAACGGACAUUACUUUGAUCCUUACGUACCAACGAUACCAGGAAUCGAAACUUUCCCGGGCACGAUAAUCCACAGUCAUUCGUACAGAAAACCGGAAGAUUUUUCUGGGAAGAGCGUGUUGAUUCUAGGAGCAGCUUCUUCCGGAGUUGACAUCGCGUUAGAUUUGUCUAAUCACGCGUCUCGAGUAUAUUUGAGCCACAAUAACGAAAGGUUGAAUAAUACAUUACCACAGAAUCUGACGGAAGUGUCAGGCGUGGAAAGAGUAGAAGGAACAAAAAUAUUUUUAAAGGACGACAGUUCCGUUAUAGCAGACGCAUUUAUGUUCUGCACCGGAUAUCGGUUCAGCUUUCCGUUUCUGAACGCGGAUUGUGGCGUAAAGGUGGAGGACAAUUUUAUAACUCCGCUGUACAAGCACUUGAUUAACAUUGAUCAUCCUACAAUGUGUAUCGUCGGAGUGCCUACCGUCGUAGUUCCAUUUCCCAUGUUUCACGUGCAAGUACAAUAUUUUCUCGCACUCUUAGAGAACAGAGUAAGUUUGCCAUCGAAAUCGAUCAUGUUGGACGACUCGCAACUGAAGACAAUUAAAAAGAGACACGCGCAUAAAUUGAGUGACAAACAAUGGGCAUACAACGAUUCGUUAGCGGACGCCGGUGGUUUCGAGCGUUUACCAAAGUUUUACAAGCUGGGAUACGAAGCGUGGUGGGCUCAAAGGAAGAGGAAUCUCUUGAACUACAAAAAGGCCAGAUUUCUAUUGUCCCAGGAUAAAGAGACCGUCGAAGUAAUUUUACCGAAUGGAAAUUAAAUAUCCAGGUAUGAAACACUGAUAAAUUCGUUACAGAAGGCAUCGAAUCGAGGGAUGUCGAUUCGUUUUAUUCGAAACGAUUAUCUGUUUUGUGUUAUGAAUACCGAAAUCGAUUACAGUCGAUGUCACUUGAAUGAACCAAUUGUUAAAUUUAACAGCUUCAAAUAGAUUUAUUAAAAACCGAAUAAUAAGUGCAUAAAAGCUGACAAUGGAAUAAAAUUGUUAAAUCGUG